Molecule: messenger RNA, 13922 nt
Organism: Motacilla alba alba
Lineage: Eukaryota; Metazoa; Chordata; Aves; Passeriformes; Motacillidae
Gene: ZMYM3
Product: zinc finger MYM-type containing 3
Exons: 25
Coding region: 8245-12543 (1432 amino acids)
Molecular function (GO): zinc ion binding
Source: RefSeq, a predicted model, not a curated record
GCGCGCCUUGCGGGAGGGGGCGUGGCCGACGCCCCACGAGGGGGCGUGGCCGGUGCCGUUCGCCCCCUCCCCGUGGUGGCCGCUUGGGGGCGCCCUGCGGCGGGUCCCGAAGGGGGGGGGAGACCUGUGCGACCCUCGCGCCUUGUGGGGGAUCUGGGCUACGGGCUCCUCGGGAUGGAUGGGGAGCCCCAGCCUGACCCCCACCCCGGUGCAGCUUCGGUCCAAUGGAGUCGCUCCAAUGCGAUUUGCUCUGCAGUGCGGGGGAGGCGGUGGUCUCUGCACCCCUCCCGGUAUGGCUGAGGAACGCACUUGCCUGGCCCCCAUCCCCGCCUCGGUUCCAUGGAGACCCUCGCGAGCCCUCGCUCUGGAGGGGGGUGGUCUCUGGAGUCCCCCGGAAUGGAUGGGGAGCCCCCCUGUGACCCCCAUCCCCGACCUGGUGCACAGCGCGCCCCGUGCCCCCUGCAGUGGGCGGAUCGUGCGACCCUUAUGCCUUUUGGGGAGGGGUCUGGGCUCCGGGUCCCCCCGCUGUGGCUGGGGAACCCACUAGCCCGACCCUCAUUCCCACCCCACUUCCAUGGAGACCCCAGUGAGAUCCUUCCCCUGUUGUGGGAGAUGGUCUCUGGGUACCCCUGCGGUGGAUGGGGAGCCCCAGCCUGGUGCCCAUCCCUGGUGUGGGUUGGCACAGGGAGGCACGGGGGGGCAGCCCUCCUGGGGGACUGGGGCCGGCUGUGCCCCCCAGCCCCGGCACAGGCUGGGCCCAGGGUUCAUGGUUCCUGGGAGGCCCUGAAGCGCUCAGCCCAGCGGGGCCUGUCCUUGCUGAGGGGCUGUGCUGUGCAGCGGCAGCGAACAGCCCUGGCAGCCUCUGCCCCAAAGCUCUGCCCUGGCGCUCGGCUCUCCCUGUGUCCCCAGGGGCUCAGCCUUUAUGGUGUUGUCACCACACGCAGGAGCAAAGUCUGUGGGGUUCAGCAGCUGCUGCUCUGUGAACUGGACAGCCUUUCUGACCGCCUUCCCCUGUGCGUGGGGAGUCUGGGGCCUGCGCGAGGCCCGGUGGGGUGCGUGUCCCUGGUCACCAUGUGCUGCUCUCGAGGAUCUGGCCCCAUGAGAGGAAGGUGCAGCCCCGGGGCUGGAGCUGCCUUGGGCUGCUGCGGGAGGCCCCACUGUGCUGAAGCCUCCCCGUGUGGGCAGCAAGGUGCCCUGGGGAGCAUCAAGUACCUCCUGUGUGGUUCGUAGAGGUGGAGGCAGGCCUGGCGAGGCGGGGAGCUGGCUGUGGUGUGUGCCCAGCAGGGGAAAAGGCCCCGGCAUCAGAUAUGCUUGUGUGGGCAGAGGCAGUGCUGGACGUGUCAGGUGAUGGUGGGGGGUAGGAUUUUCAACUGAGUGCUGAGGGAUAGUUCCUGGAGUCUCUUUUGAUGAGGAUGAAAGCUGCUUCAUUUGUGCUCUCCUCUGCUCCUGCUGUGCUUCCAGGUAUGGCUUUUGUUCUAGGCUGUAGCUUCUUUUCCUUUCAUUGCAGCUGCAAUCCCCAAGAAAACUUUUCAUUUGCAUUUUCUCACCUAACCCUGCCUAGCCUGGGAUCAAAGCUGGUGAUAAGAGCAUAGCCCUGUUGUUAUUGUGAGCUCAACCUUAUGAAAGGAAUAUCCACAGCCUACAGAGCUGUAAUGACUAACCUGAGCUUCACAGCUCCGUAGUGCAUGUUUGCACAACCUCUUUUUCUCUCUGCACCUGCUCACAUCCCUCUCCCUGUGAGUGCCCUUGCUUUGGAGGAUGACAGUGAGUAACACCAGAUUUUCCCAUAUCUCUGGCAGCCAGAGCAAGGGCCCAGGCUGAGUCCAGGGCCUCACUUCAGGGGCAAAGCCCCUUGUAUGGUGUCUUUGUGGGUGUCUUGUGGUCAGUGAUGCUGGGAUGCACAACUCUGAUGGACACAGGUGUGCUGGCAGAAGCCUUGCUGCAGAAGAGUUGUGGUCAAAGCCAUCCAGUGGAAGUAUGGAAUAGGCUACAGCUGUGACAAUUCGUUUGUUAGUUUAGCAAAGGCGAUGCUAAGGAUUUGACUGGAUUUGUGUUUUUGUCUCAGUGGUGUUUUGUUAACUUCUUCCUCUGCUGGUGGUACACAUCAGGACAUGGCAGUGUCUGAGACCAUCCUCACCAGUCCUGCUGGCCAUGGGCUCUGGUGCUGUCUCCUGGCCACUUGCUGUGAGCCUGCUCUGCUGGCCCAGCCUUGGGCAGCCCAAGGGGUGAGGAGUUGGUCUCUGGAUGGGAUGAGAUACUGCUCUGCUCAACACAGCCUUACCCAGGGCCAGUCUGAAGAGCUGCAUGUGAAGUGAGGCCUCCCAGCACUGAGAUCCCUUUCCAGCACCUUGGUGGCAGGCACCUUGCAGAGGGAUCUGGGACUGUCAGUGAGGCAGAGGAGACAGCUCACGCUGUGUUUCCAGUAUUUUGACUCUGCAAAGCCUCUUAAGGAAAAUUACAUGGUUUGCCUUCAAAGAUACAUCCUCUCAGAGACUCUGCCCUUUUGUUUUCUCUCUCUUACCGUGCAGUAAGGUUUAUUCACAGAACCACAGACAGAUUUGGGUUCUAAGGGACCUCAGGUUGUAACUGGCCUGCUCACAGCAAAGCUGACUUGAGGCCUUGUUGUUCAGGACUUUGUCCAGUUGGGUUUUGAGGACCUCCGGGCAGCCUGUGGCCUGCCCCAGACUGCAGCACUCCUCUGGAGAGUCACCUGCUGUCCAUGCAGCUGUCCUCUCCAGCUGUCUGUAGCUGCUUGUGGGAUGUGCCAAAACACUUUGUCAGGUGCUCUGAUGCCUUCCUGCAGCAUUUGGGCAACAGGUAGAUAGACCUGAUGACCAUCUGGUUUUUACCACUUCCAGGUCUUCUAUUUUUUUUUUAUCAUUGUCUUGAUAUCAUUAAGGCAGUUUGGACACACACUGCUCAAGCAUGUUGUACCUCCAAGCCUUUUUUGUUGAGCUUCUGAUUGUACUUCCAAAGCUUUUUUACCCACUCACCCCUUUCCUUACAUUUAACACUACUUUGGCUGUACAAACACCAGGACAAUUUUCUCUUGGACUUGGUGGCUGAGUGGAGCUGGUUCUUGAAGCUGAAUUGCUCUCCAGAUAGCAUUGCUGCUAAGGGUGUACUUAGAUUUGUUACUCUUUUCUGUGUUGCAAAGCCUUGACACUUAGUGCUUUGGGAGAUCCAGGUCUUACUAGAUAUGAGGGGACCCAAGCCACUUCAAACUGCUGCCAGGAUGGCAUUCUGGAUGGAUGAGGAUGCUCCUGUUGCCUGUCUUAGCAUUUACUGCUAUGGUCAGCAGCAGAUAAUGCUGAGAUUGAGGAAUAUUGUCAGUUUUAUUUGAAGUGUUGCAGGCAUUCUCCUGGUAAACCUAAUUCCAGGCAGUCUUGUGAGAGUUCUGAAAUUUGUCCUUCUUGCAUCUUGUGAGAUUUCUGAAAUUUUUCCUUCUUGCACUUUCUUGGAACUGAGGUGAAGUUUCUGGAAUGCAAGCUCAAAAUCCAAUUUGGUCAUUCCUGCCUUUGAGGAAUUUACAGGAGACUCAUGGCUGUGUGUUGCAGCAGCAGCUGCUCAGUUCUGGAGGAUUUAGGCUUUCUGGGUUCAGAGUGGCUGUGAUACCACAUUUGAGGCCUGCAGCCCUGAGCUGGGGCUCCUGCUGUAGGAAAAUCUAGUGGUGAUCUCCUUUCCUGGCUUUGGGACUAUCAAAAAAUUGCUGGAUUCUUGAUGCUGCUGGUGAAAUUCUGGAAAGGCCCUUUUUUCCCCUGUGCACCAGUUUCAGUUGUGUAGGCAGUCCCAGUCACACAUGAAGACUGGCCUGAAGGGGAUGUGGUGAAAGCUGCUGCAGUUUGCACUGAUUGAGAACCAAUUAGACGUUUGGAGGUGAGACAAUGUUCACCAAACCCUGCCUGCAAAGCACAAGGACUUGCCCAGCGGCAUCUGCAGGAGACGUAGCUGACUUGGAGUGAGUCACUGCAUGUAAAACCUCCAAGUCACAGAGGGUUCACAGAUCCCAUGGUCAGUUGUUUAAUCAUGUGUUUAUGAGCUUGUCCAGCUUUGAUUUCCUGCUUUUUGUGUCCUUGUGUGCAUCUCUCUGUAUCUCUAAGGAGUUGUCUGCUGUAGAUGUUCUUACUUUGUGACUUUUUUGAGAUGGGUCACAUCUCCCCCAUUUCUUUUCUGGGAACAAAAUAGGUUUAGCACUGGAGGGUGUUUUCUAAACCAUGGCUGAUUAUGUGUUAUUGUGUCAGAUUUUUAUUUUUUUAAUUUGAAACAUCUCAACUCUUCCAAUAACUGUUAUCAAUUGUAGACAGUAGCCAAGAAUGAGACAGUGAUGGUCUAAUAUGGCACUGUGUGCAAGUAGCACUGUACUGAAUGUCACCAAGUGGGCUUUGUGCACUUUGAGUUUGCAGCUCAGAGAGCUGCCCCUCCAAAAACACUAGUAAGUAACAAAAUCCUUUCUUCUCCUUUCUGGAGAAUUUUGACUGGACUGGAACAUGGUCCACAGUAGUGUGCUUAGCUUACUGGUGAUUCUUUGUAAAUUCAUUUGAGUUGAAGUGAGUUUGCCAAUAUGUAAUAAAGGUUUGCAGUGCUUGAAUGUAGAAUGCUAUCAGCUGUCCAGAUAAACUCAGAUAAGUCACAGCAGAGAAGUUGGCUUCUGCUGUACUCACCACUCAAAGUAUAAUACUGUUGAUGAAGAUAUGUUUACUGAAGCCAUGAUGGUAGGACAUGAUAUUACUUUCUGAAUGUUUUAUUGAUUGAACUGUGUAUUCACACUGUUUUUGUUGAGAAAUACUAGGUGGAGUGUUACUGUUUGUUAGAAAUUUGGCACAAAAAAAUAGAAGCUUCUUCCAGAGAUCUGCUUAGGUCUUAAGACCUUGUAGAUGGGAGGUGGCUGAAAUGUUGAUUUAAGUGUCUUUUGUAGUUACUAGUUAAUUAUUUUCAUAUUUUGAAUUAUCUCUAAUAGUGAAAAAGAUAAUCCGUCAGCCUUCAAAAGUAUUGAAAAUCUGAAUACACGUUCAUGAACGGAAGUCAGGACAGAUACCCAACCAGUUCCUGUUCCUUUGCUAGAGGAGAGCAAUAACUGCAUGGCUGUGGGAUUUUUUGUGGGCUGUAAAGACUUCUGAGAUGUUAUCUUCACCAGGAGGGAGUAACAACAGCUUUUUGGUUUUUUUUUUCUGUCUGUCUUUAAUUAAAUGUUUGAUGGUAGAUACUCAUUUCUGUAGGUAGGCCACAUAUUCCCCUGCUAAUGGUUACCUGAGUUACAGUACCACUGAUGUCUUUAAUAAGCUGGAUAAAGUCCCAGGUAGUCACUUGCAUGUGCUUAAGUGUCCUGGCAGAGAUGCUGCACUUUGAGCUUCCAGAUCUGAGAGAAGAUCCUACGUGCCCCUCUUUGGCAGAAAGAGCUGGGCAGGUCUGGUAGUCACAGGUACUGGGUUUGGCCAUCAGUGUUGUGUUCUGUGCCAGUCCUGCACAUUUGGGAAGGACCCCCAGCUGUCCCAUUACUUCUUUGGAAAUGCUUACUUGCUGCCUGAGAAGCAUUCUGCUGCAGACUGUUGUGCAAGAGACUUUGCUCCUUCGACUUGCUCUUCCCAAGAAUACAUCUCUUACUGAAUACUCCAGGGAGUACUUACUCCUAAGUGGGAGUUCCCAAAUGGAGCAGUUAUAUAUGCUGCUAAGUGCUGGAUUUCAGCACACUGCCUCCUCUUGGUUUGGCCAAGUCAUGUUGCACUGUAUUCUCCUUGCUGCCAGUUAUGUGGCUGGAAAAGAGGAGGAUUUUGAGCAGACCAAACCCCAGUGACUGAGCUGUGCAUCAGCUGGUCCUGGAAUAAGAGAGGCGAUGACUUGUGGUGGAUCAUUUCAGCACCUGCCAGAAACAAUAAGUUGUUUUGUUUCUGUUGUGGAAAGUGAGAAAAGACUUUACCAGAGAUAAAGUGCAUGCUCUGUUUGCAGCUUAGCUCACUGUGAAGCUCAACAGAAGGCCCAGACAAAUCUGACUGCCUGGGGCAGACAGAAGUAGAGCUUUUUACCUUGCUGCAGCAGAGCAGCUCUAAUUUCUUCAGGUUGAGUUUGAUUUCAGAGCAACCCACAGAACUGGAAAAUACCAUUCUUUCCUAUUUUGAGAGCCUCCUUCCUCAUUCUUAUCAGCUGGUAGUUGAAAGCCACUAUAAAGAAUUCAUUGUCAGGGACAUUCUGUGCUUUCCCACUCACAUUGUUUGUCAUCAUCACCUUGGGUCCAGCCUCAACUCUUAGCUCCAUCCGCUUUUCCAGAUUCUUUUAAACACAUCAAAAGUUGGCAUUCAUCUUCUCUGUAUCACCUUGGAGCUCUGCUGCAUCAGGUUGAAAAUAAACAAAAGGAAAAUACUUCUAAAAACUGAAUGUUAAACUGCAGGACUUAAAACCCCUGGAAUUUUAGGAGGUCCAAAGCAUUAAUUGAUUCCAAGUGGGAUUAGGCAGAUUCACAGAGGAUUUGCCCAGUGGAGACUCUUAACAGGGACAUUGUCAGUGCAGCUCAAGCCAAGUGGUUCUUCAGCAGCUGAGUCCUUGGCUGGGGGAUGUGCUGAAGAGGAGCAUCCUGUUAGUUGUGUUUCUUAUACUCUCUCCCCAGGUAUCCAUUCUUGGUGUGAAUAGGAACAGGAUAUUUGAGCACAUGGUCCUUUCAUGGGACUGACUGCAGCAGUCCUUAGCUUUGCACAUCCUAUGAAGUUUUGGUUCCUUCUCCAGAACCUGUGAGCUGUUUUGCUGGGAGGAUUCAGACAGAGCUGAUGAGAGGGAGCAGGGCCUCGAGCACAGGGGGCUGUGCUUCCAAAUAGAGCAUGUGAGUGAGUGAGUGUUCUUACUGCAGCCUUGCCUCUGCAGAGAGGUCUGUUCCAGCCACAUCCUUAUUGUUUGGAGUUGCCUUAAUCUGCAAAAUCCUUCUCUCAGACUUUUCUGUUGGUCAAGGAUGUUGCCAUUAAAUCAGAGUUUUGUCCGGCAUUGUAUCACCUAAAGUUUGAAAGCAGUGUUAAGGUGUACACUGUUAAACCAGAUGCUUUGGUCCACUUGUAGAGCACUUGAGUUACAGGACAAGUUUCUAAAUUGUUGCUUGCAUUAUGCUCUGGGAGGGAAUGCCCAAAUGGAUUUCUUAGGCUCCAAAUAUUUCCAGGGUCUGUUUCUACCAAGCAAAGACUAGGCCAGCUGAAAGUGGGAAUUACUUUAGGAGUGUGACCUUAGUGGUUCAUUGCAAACUUGUGCAAAGUGUCUGAGGUGAUUCUGAGCGGUAUGUUAGCUCUGUUGAGUAUACCUAUAAAUAAAUUUUCCUUCUUCAUCUGGAUGCCUUGAGGUUUUUUUUGCUUAUUAUUGUAGGGUCUGCUGUUUGUCUGUGAAACUGGGUGGGGGGUAUCUUUGAGCAGGAGACAUUGCUCAUAUUCUGAACAGUGGGAAAACAACCUUGUUUAUUAUCUUGGAAGGGUUCUCAUCUGCUUCAAAUCCUUAGGACCUUUCUUUCAGAUAUCUUUGUUUCUAUUUCACUUUGUUGUUAUUUCUGUCAGUCAACCUAAAACAUGUAUUAGAUCCUGCAUUGCUCUGGAAUUGGCUUAUCCCAGAAGUUUUGUCUCAUCUUGUAACUAAAAGUGAACAGAAACACCAAAGUCUUUGGGGGUGAAACUUGCUGAGCAUUUCUAAAGAUUAUAUUUGCUUUAGUUUCUGAUUGGGAUUGUGGGAACAGUGCUUUAUAUGCCACCAGGAAACAGAAAACAUUACUGUGUAUUUAGAUAAAAUAAGGAGGGGGUGGCUUUGAAAUCCAGUUGUUUGGUAUGAUUUCCUUAAAUUCCUUCUUGUCUAAGUUUCAGAAGCUGGGUACCUUUUCUGUCCAAGUAUGUUCUGUUUAGUUCUGAGCAAAUAAUUUGUGAGUGAAAAUUUGCUUGUCAUUUCAGAGGGAAGGAUAUGAAAAAAAGAGUUAAAGAGCCAUCGUCAGUGAAAUUAUAUCAGGCUUCCUCCUUCAUUGAUACAGAUGAGUUAUGCCCACUGUAAGCCCAAAUAAACAAAAGUACCAUGUCUUCUCAUUCAGGGCUUAAAACAGUGCUACAUUUAGAAUUGGAAUUACUCUGAUAGGAAGGGCUAGGUUGUUGCCACAUCAUUUGAUUCUAGUGCCUUUUUUGUCGUGUCUACUUAGAGCCUGUUUGGGGACAUGAUGUUAUUUCAAGUCUUACACUGCCUUCCCACUUGCAGACUCCAGCUCCUUCUCCCUUUCCUAUUUCAGUUGCCAUCUUCUAAAUGGAUUCCAGUGAAUUUUCAGGAUCUUUGGACCCCCUGUCCUUGCCUGACAAACCGCUCAUUGGUGAUCUCCCUGCUGACAUGGAGUUUGGUGAAGAUCUCCUGGGCUCCCAAACAGCUUCUACCCAGGAAGUUUCAGUUCUUCAGCCCCCUGGCUGGGAUCAAUCCAAGCAGAUGACUGCAGAUGAGGACUUGGACCUUGUAGUGAAAGCAGACAGCAUGUGUGAACUAAAUAAAUCUAAUGACUGUGUUCUAGAUAAACCCGGUGUCUUGGAUAUGCCAGAGAAACCUGGUGUUUUAGAGGAUUUGGGUAAAACCUCUGACUUGGUGGAUAAACCAGAGGGUCUGGAUGGGCUGUGUAAGGCACAACCUUCCCAGGACGUGGAGGGUGGGCCAGCAGACUCCUCUGCCCUGUCUAGAGAAGCUGUUGGUCCAGAAACAGGGAAAGAAGGGGAGGAUGCACCAAAAAAUUAUUCUGGGGAUGUAAAAGAAGAUGGUGCUGCUGCUAUUCCUGCACUGUCUGGUGACAAUGCCCCUGAAUCACCCCAACAACCUGUCCCUGACUCCAGGGACCUCAGCAGUGCCCCGGCCACGGAAGAAACCACAGCACAGUCCUCAAGUCCCACAGUGCCCCCACCCCAACUCAGUCUUAAACAAACAAAGAAGAUGAAGUUGAAGGCACCAAGGAAAAGCUCACCUUUGCAGAGGGAAGGGCUGGCAGGGGAGGCAGGGGUGCAGCUGAGCCCAGACAACAGAACUGCAGCUUUGCCCCCUGAGCCUGUGGAGAAAAACCGGGCAGAGGAAGGGGAUGAUAAUGGGAAGAACUCACUUAAAGAAAACAGUGUACUCAAAGCACAGGAAGCCUUACCACUAACAGGAGAAAGCCUGUCUGGGAAGGGAAGCGAGCUGCCGGCUGAAAAGGAGCAGAAAAGAAGUGAACGACCCAGAAGAUCAGAAACUGUCAGGCCUGAGACUGUGAACUCCUCAGAGAGCAUUCCAGUCUCUGACGAAGACUCUGAUGCCAUGGUGGAUGAUCCCAACGACGAGGAUUUCGUCCCUUUCCGGACGCGGCGCUCCACUCGGAUGUCGCUGCGCGCUCAGAUGGCGCAGCGAGCCGCCCGCUCCACCUUCACCAAGAUGACGUGUGCCAACUGCCGGACCCCGCUGCAGAAGGGCCAGACUGCCUACCAGAGAAAAGGCCUUCCUCAGCUCUUCUGCUCCAGCUCCUGUCUCACCACCUUCUCAAAAAAACCGCCUGGCAAGAAGAUAUGCACCUUCUGCAAAAAGGAGAUCUGGAACACCAAGGACUCUGUGGUUGCCCAGAUUGGUUCGGGUGGCUCUUUCCAUGAGUUCUGCACCUCUGUCUGCCUUUCCCUCUACGAGGCCCAGCAGCACAGACCAGCACCUCAGUCUGCAGAUGCCUCGGACACCAGCCGCUGCAGUGUUUGCCACAAACCUGGCGAGAUCCAGCACGAGGUCAGCAAUGGGAACGUGGUUCACCGCAUCUGCAGUGACGCCUGCUUCACCAAGUUCCGGGCCACCAAGGGGCUGAAAACAAACUGCUGUGACAACUGUGGACUUUAUAUCUACAACAAGGGCUUGCCUCUAGAGUACCUCUUCCAUGAAGGCCAGCAAAAACGUUUUUGCAACUCUGCGUGUCUCAACAGUUACAAGAAGAAGAACACUCGGGUCUACCCCUGCAUGUGGUGCAAGACGCUGUGCAAGAACUUUGACAUGCUGCCCAACGUGGAUCGCAGUGGCAAGAUGGGCCUGUUCUGCUCCAUUUGUUGCACUACCUCCCACAAAGUGAAGCAGUCAGGCUUAGUUGGUCCCCCUAGACCCUGCAGCUUCUGCAGAAAGAGUUUAUCUGAGCCCUGCUAUUACAACAAGACAGACCGGGUUGUCUACCAGUUCUGCAGCCCCAGCUGCUGGACCAAAUUCCAGCGCACCAGCCCGGAAGGUGGGAUCCACCUCAACUGCCAUUACUGUCACAAUCUGUUCAGCGGGAAGCCGGAGAUCCUAGACUGGCAGGACAAGGUGUAUCAGUUCUGCUGCAAGGACUGCUGCGAGGACUUCAAGCGGCUGCGUGGGGUGGUGUCUCAGUGUGAACACUGCAAGCAGGAGAAGCUGCUGCAUGAGAAGAUCCGUUUCUCUGGAGUGGAGAAGAACUUCUGCAGCGAAGGGUGUGUGCUUCUUUACAAACAGGAUUUCACCAAGAACCUGGGCCUGUGCUGCAUCACCUGCACCUACUGUUCUCAGACCUGCCAGCGGGCGGUCACCGAGCAGCUGGAGGGCAGCACCUGGGACUUCUGUAGUGAAGACUGCAAAAGCAAAUACUUGCUCUGGUACUUCAAGGCAGCUCGGUGCCAUGCCUGCAAGCGUCAGGGGAAGCUGCUGGAAACCAUCCACUGGCGGGGGCAAAUCAAACACUUCUGCAACCAGCAGUGUCUGCUGCGAUUUUACAAUCAACAGAACCAGCCCAACCUGGACACGCAGAAGGGGCCCGAGAGCCUGCUGAACAGUCAGACUUCAGAGCCAAAACCAACUGUCCCUUCCACACAGAAGGCAGAAACUAACAUGCUGUCAGCAAAGGCCUCCUCAGCCCAAACGUCUCCAGCUGUGCCGCCUCCCGCCCCACCUCUGGUUCCAGCCACCCCUCGGAAAAACAAAGCUGCCAUGUGUAAACCGCUGAUGCAGAACCGGGGUGUCUCCUGCAAGCUUGAAAUGAAGUCCAAAGGAUGUCAGACAGAGGCUGACUGGAAGCCCCAGCUGGUUGUGUUGCCAAUCCCCGUCCCGAUCUUCGUGCCUGUGCCUAUGCAUAUGUACUGCCAGAAAGUACCUGUGCCUUUCUCCAUGCCUGUCCCGGUGCCUGUGCCAAUGUUCCUGCCCACCACACUGGAGAGCACAGAGAAGAUUGUGGAGACCAUUGAGGAACUGAAGGUGAAGAUCCCCUCCAAUCCCCUAGAGGCUGACAUCCUGGCCAUGGCUGAGAUGAUUGCAGAGGCUGAGGAACUGGACAAAGCCUCCUCAGACCUGUGUGACCUGGUGAGUAACCAGAGUGCAGAGGGUCUCCUGGAGGACUGUGAUCUGUUUGGACCAGCACGGGAUGAUGUGUUGGCUAUGGCUGUCAAGAUGGCAAAUGUCCUCGAUGAGCCGGGCCAGGACCUGGAGGCUGACUUCCCUAAGAACCCUCUGGACAUCAACCCCAGUGUGGAUUUCCUCUUUGACUGUGGGCUGGUGGGCCCAGAUGAUGUGUCCACAGAGCAAGAUCUGCCUCGAGCUGUCCGGAAGGGGCAGAAGCGCCUGGUGCUCUCUGAAAGCUGUUCCCGGGACUCGAUGAGCAGCCAGCCCAGCUGUACAGUGCUCAACUACUCGUACGGUGUGAACGCCUGGAAGUCCUGGGUACAAGCCAAGUAUGCAGGGGGAGAAACCAGCAAGGGAGAGGAGCUACGCUUUGGCCCCAAGCCCAUGAGGAUCAAGGAAGACAUCUUAGCCUGCUCAGCAGCUGAGCUCAACUACGGCCUGGCCCAGUUUGUCAAGGAGAUAACCCGGCCCAAUGGGGAGCGCUAUGAACCAGACAGCAUCUAUUACCUCUGCCUUGGCAUCCAGCAGUACCUGCUCGAGAACAAUCGUAUGGUGAAUAUAUUUACAGACCUUUACUACCUGACCUUCGUGCAGGAGCUGAACAAAUCCCUGAGUGGCUGGCAACCCACAAUCUUACCAAAUAACACAGUUUUCUCCCGUGUUGAGGAGGAGCACCUCUGGGAGUGCAAACAGCUGGGUGUUUACUCACCCUUUGUGCUUCUCAACACCCUCAUGUUCUUCAACACGAAGUUCUUCGGGCUGCAGACAGCAGAGGAGCACAUGCAGCUCUCCUUCACCAACGUGGUGCGCCAGUCCCGCAAGUGCACCACAGCCCGUGGCAUGACAAAGGUGGUGAGCAUCCGCUACUACGCUCCUGCCAAGCAGAAGAAGAGCCGAGAUGGCGGCUCUGGAAAACGGAAGCGUGAGGAGGAGGUACCGAUGCUGGAGCAGCGGGAGAACAGGAUGAAUCCCCUCCGAUGCCCAGUCAAGUUUUAUGAGUUUUAUCUCUCCAAAUGUCCCGAGAGCCUGCGGAACCGCAGCGACGUGUUCUACCUGCAGCCCGAGCGGUCGUGCAUCGCCGAGUCCCCGCUCUGGUACUCGGUGAUCCCCAUGGACCGGAGCAUGCUGGAGAGCAUGCUGAACCGCAUCCUGGCCGUCAGGGAGAUCUACGAGGAGCACAGUCGGCUCAGCAGCCUGGAGGACGACAUGGACUAAGGCAGAGGUGCUGCUGGACUGGCUGCACUCCAGCCCUGGACACCUCAUCUUGCUGCUUCCCAUUGCAGGGCAGGGGCAUGCAGCAUAGGAGGGAUGGUGCUGCAGCAGUGCUGUCCCUGCAUCAUUACCAGACUUGGACCUCCCAUCCUGCUCGUUACAGGCAUCCCCUAUGUACGUGGCCCCCACACUCGGCUCUGUCUCCAGUUUUGGCUGCUGGGUGAGCCAUCUUCCCCAGGGUCCAUUCCCAUGCACAGGAGUGGCAGAGUCCCUGGUGCAGCUCCCCUUGCCCAGCCCUGUCCCUCCCCUACCCCCAGCCCUGCCACUGCCCCUCUCUCCCCAUGCCCGAGGGCAGGAAUUGCACAAAACACAUUGCCCCAUUGGACCAGUGGCCCCCAAAGCUUUUACUUCCCUUUUCCUUUAGCAUUCCCUCACAAGGCUGGAGGUAUCAAGGCAGGAGCAGUAGCUCUGCUGCUGGGGCAGGAUUGUCUUUUCAAGCCAGUGGACAUGGGCCACAGACAGCCUGAGAACUGUUGGGUCAGGGGGAGAACUUUUGUCCCAGGGUGGGAGAGAUUUGGGUUGGUUGCAGAGAGUGGAUGGAGCUCACACUGGAAGUCGUGGACAGAGAUCUGGCCUUGCCACAUGGAUACCUCCCUUGCGUGCAGCCAGGAUGCCUCCCUCUCCUUGAUCAGUGUUUUCUGCUGAAAACUGAUGGAGAUGGGCCUGUACUAGUGCUGCCCCUCUCUCCCCACUGUUCCCUGUCUUGGUGUAAGGACCCUCCCCUGUGCAAGGUGCCAUCAGUGGAAACCUCUGCUCCAGCCAGAGGCCCAGGCAUUUGCUGGCAGAAGAAGGCAGCCCUGCCUGGCCUCCCCCUCCCUCCCACAGCCAUAGGCUGCCACCACCCUGCCCAGGGCAAGUCUGGCUCCAGCUGUGCCACUCUGUGCUGCCUCCUGCCCUUUCUCGUGUUCUGGUCAGUUUUCUUGAGCUGUACAUGGGUCUCCUGUUGAGCCUGUAUAUAUUGUUCUGGGCCCUGGCCUGGGGCCAUCUGUUCUCUGUGUCCAUGUGGAGAGUGAGCUGCUCACCAGUCUUGUUGUAGUGAUGCCAGGGCAGUAGGACUAACCCUGUGUCUCUGGAAACCAUUCAUUUCAAAUAAAGAUGUGGAAAACUUUGGCAGCCCCUUGGUUUUCCCCCUGGGCAGGGUGAGCAUUGUAGGGGAACAGGGCCAGUGUCCCUGUGCUGCUGUGCACCUCCCUCCUGUCCAUCCCAGCCUGUGCUCCCUGCACUUCCUACCUUGCCUGUGCCCUGCUGUCCUGCCAGCUCUGGCAUGUGGUGAUGGCCUCUGCCCCAGUGCCCACUGGUGCCAGCAUGGCAUGCCCUGCCUG